Messenger RNA from Selaginella moellendorffii, 1138 nucleotides. RefSeq names its product cell division control protein 2 homolog. The coding region runs from base 140 to 1066 and encodes 308 amino acids. Gene Ontology annotation, biological process: G1/S transition of mitotic cell cycle; protein phosphorylation; signal transduction. Gene Ontology annotation, cellular component: nucleus; cyclin-dependent protein kinase holoenzyme complex; cytoplasm. The record is from RefSeq and is a predicted model, not a curated record. Gene Ontology annotation, molecular function: ATP binding; cyclin binding; cyclin-dependent protein serine/threonine kinase activity. Lineage: Eukaryota; Viridiplantae; Streptophyta; Lycopodiopsida; Selaginellales; Selaginellaceae. The transcript is spliced from 8 exons.
AGUGAGAGAAGAAGAACCCUCGAGAGCGAUGGUCAUGGCGGACGCCGCCGCCUAGCUCUGGUGGCUUCUUCGCUCCUCGUUUCUGGGGGGUUCUCGAGCUCCAAGGCAGGAUUUCGUGUCUCCGCCACGGGGAAUCUUCAUGGAACAGUAUGAGAAGGUGGAGAAAAUCGGGGAAGGCACAUACGGCGUCGUCUACAAGGCCCGGGAUCGCAUCACAAAUGAGACGAUUGCGCUCAAGAAGAUCCGACUGGACCAGGAGGACGAGGGCGUCCCCAGCACGGCGAUCCGCGAAAUAUCGCUCCUCAAGGAAAUGCAGCACGGCAACAUUGUGAGAUUGCAAGAUGUGGUCCAUUGCGAGAAGAAGCUCUACCUGGUCUUUGAGUACCUGGACUUGGAUCUAAAGAAGCAUAUGGACAACAGCCCAGACUUCGCCAAGAGUCCACGAAUGAUUAAAACCUUUCUAUAUCAGAUGAUCCGAGGACUCGCGUACUGCCACUCGCACAGGGUUCUUCACCGCGACUUGAAGCCACAAAAUCUACUCAUCGAUCGUCGGACCAAUGCCUUGAAGCUGGCUGACUUUGGCCUCGCUCGAGCAUUCGGAAUUCCCGUCCGGACCUUCACUCACGAGGUUGUCACCUUGUGGUACCGUGCUCCAGAAAUCCUACUUGGCUCGCGCCACUAUUCUACUCCCGUAGACAUGUGGUCUGUCGGGUGCAUUUUCGCCGAGAUGAUCAAUCAGCGACCACUUUUCCCUGGAGACUCCGAGAUUGACGAGCUGUUUAAGAUUUUUCGUAUCCUUGGAACUCCCAACGAAGAGACAUGGCCGGGUGUGACGUCCCUGCCGGAUUUUAAGAGUGCGUUUCCAAAGUGGCUUCCAAAGGAUCUCGCCACGCUGGUCCCAGGCCUGGAGCACGCAGGAGUCGACUUGCUCUCCAAAAUGCUGUGCUUGGAUCCCAGCAGCCGCAUCACCGCCAGAGCUGCCCUGGAGCACGACUACUUCAAAGAUGCAGCAUCGGCGGGCGUCGAUCCAUCAACAGUGUCUGUACAGAAGGGGUGUAAGUGCUAAUAUGACCAAAAGCUUCGUGAUGUGGUGGAAUUUUUUUUCCUUUUGUUUCUUAAUACAAUGGUGUUGCGAGCA